Messenger RNA from Poecile atricapillus (Black-capped chickadee), 4110 nucleotides. It is a transcript of the gene FZD3, whose product is annotated as frizzled class receptor 3. The coding region runs from base 320 to 2350 and encodes 676 amino acids. Gene Ontology annotation, molecular function: Wnt-protein binding; Wnt receptor activity. The record is from RefSeq and is a predicted model, not a curated record. Lineage: Eukaryota; Metazoa; Chordata; Aves; Passeriformes; Paridae. Gene Ontology annotation, biological process: canonical Wnt signaling pathway; non-canonical Wnt signaling pathway. The transcript has 7 exons. Gene Ontology annotation, cellular component: plasma membrane.
CCGCCGCCGCCGCCACCCGAGGGGCGCGCGCGGGACCGUGAGGGCGGCGGGAGCUGCGCAGGUUUUCCAGGAAAAUAAAAAAGGAAUCAGGAAGCCCCUGGAGCGCUGCCCCGUCACCAUGGGGUCGGUGGUGUGGGAAUGUGGCUGAAAUUGCGAUAUUUAAUUCCUGCCACCGAGGACUGAGAAAAAAAGGGAAGAUUUCUCUCCCAUCUGUCUGUAGUGAGCCGAGGAUGUUGAACACACAAACUCCUCCAGCUGGGAAGAGGAACCUCAAGCAAGGCCUGGGAAUAUUCCUGUGAAAAUCGCGCGGAGCUGGGAGAUGUGCCGGCCCCGUUGGCGGGGUGGAAGGAUGGCUUUGGGCUGGCUGCUGCCUUCCCUGUGGAUUUUGGGGGUCUGGCUGGCCCCCACGGGAGGGCACAGCCUGUUCUCCUGCGAGCCCAUCAUCCUCAGGAUGUGCCAGGACCUGCCCUACAACACCACCUUCAUGCCCAACCUCCUCAACCACUACGACCAGCAAACAGCAGCUCUGGCAAUGGAGCCUUUCCACCCCAUGGUGAACCUGGAAUGCUCCCGGGAUUUCCGUCCCUUCCUGUGCGCCCUGUACGCCCCGGUGUGCAUGGAGUACGGGCGGGUGACGCUGCCCUGCCGCCGCCUCUGCCAGCGCGCCCACAGCGAGUGCUCCAAGCUCAUGGAGAUGUUCGGGGUCUCCUGGCCCGAGGAUAUGGAGUGCACCAGGUUCCCAGAUUGCGACGAGCCCUAUCCCCGCCUGGUUGACCUCAACCUGGCCGGCGAGCCCACGGAGGAGGCCCCGAUGGCCGUCCAGCGGGAUUACGGCUUUUGGUGUCCUCGGGAGCUGAAAAUCGACCCGGACCUGGGUUACUCCUUCCUCAGGGUCCGGGACUGCUCCCCUCCUUGCCCCAACAUGUAUUUCCGCCGGGAGGAGCUGUCCUUCGCCCGCUACUUCAUCGGCGUCAUCUCCAUCGUCUGCCUCUCGGCCACCUUGUUCACCUUCCUGACCUUCCUCAUCGACGUCACGCGCUUCCGCUACCCGGAGAGGCCCAUCAUCUUCUACGCCGUCUGCUACAUGAUGGUGUCCCUCAUCUUCUUCAUCGGCUUCCUGCUGGAGGACCGGGUGGCCUGCAACGCCUCCAGCCCCUCCCAGUACAAGGCGUCCACGGUGACCCAGGGCUCCCACAACAAGGCCUGCACCAUGCUCUUCAUGGUGCUCUACUUCUUCACCAUGGCCGGCAGCGUCUGGUGGGUCAUCCUCACCAUCACCUGGUUCCUGGCCGCCGUGCCCAAGUGGGGCAGCGAGGCCAUCGAGAAGAAGGCCCUGCUCUUCCACGCCAGCGCCUGGGGCAUCCCGGGCACCCUCACCAUCAUCCUGCUGGCCAUGAACAAAAUCGAGGGCGACAACAUCAGCGGCGUGUGCUUCGUCGGCCUCUACGACGUGGACGCGCUGAGGUACUUCGUGCUGGCGCCCCUCUGCCUCUACGUGGUGGUGGGAGUCUCCCUGCUGCUGGCUGGAAUCAUCUCCCUCAACCGCGUCCGCAUCGAGAUCCCGCUGGAGAAGGAGAACCAGGACAAGCUGGUGAAGUUCAUGAUCCGCAUCGGCGUGUUCAGCGUGCUGUACCUCGUGCCCCUGCUGGUGGUGAUCGGCUGCUACUUCUACGAGCAGGCCUACCGGGGCGUGUGGGAGACCACCUGGAUCCAGGAGCGCUGCCGGGAGUACCACAUCCCCUGUCCCUACCAGGUCACUCAGAUGAGCCGUCCAGAUCUGAUUUUGUUCCUCAUGAAGUACCUGAUGGCCUUGGUGGUCGGGAUCCCCUCGGUGUUCUGGGUGGGAAGCAAGAAGACCUGUUUUGAGUGGGCCAGCUUCUUCCACGGGCGCAGGAAAAAAGAAGUCGUCAACGAGAGCCGCCAGGUGCUGCAAGAGCCGGACUUUGCGCAGUCGCUGCUGAGGGACCCCAACACCCCCAUCAUCCGCAAAUCCAGGGGCACCUCCACCCAGGGCACCUCCACGCACGCCUCGUCCACCCAGCUGGCCGUGAUGGACGACCAGAGGAGCAAGGCCGGCAGCGUCCACAGCAAAGUCAGCAGCUACCACGGCAGCCUGCACCGCUCGCGGGACGGACGGUACACUCCCUGCAGCUACAGGGGCGUGGAGGAACGACUACCUCACGGCAGCAUGUCCCGGCUGACCGACCACUCCAGGCACAGCAGCUCGCACCGCCUCAACGAGCAGUCGCGGCACAGCAGCGUCAGGGACCUCAGCAGCAACCCAAUGACACACAUCACACACGGCACCAGCAUGAACCGGGUCAUCGAGGAGGAUGGCACCAGCGCCUGAGCGGCUCCAGGGCUCGGGGUGCCGGCAGGGCUCGUGGUGGUGCCUUCCUUCCGCGCUCAGUGUUACCCUCAGCCUCUCGCCAGGUGCUGAAUUCGGGCGUCGGGAAGCCGGGGUCGGCUUCUCUGCUGUGGGACUUGCCUCGGAGCUGUCUUGAGUCACUGAGUGAAAAAGCUGGUUGUCUCCUCUGAACCUCUCUGGAGGUAAUUAUUUAUUUGAUAACUGUUCCUCAUCAGACACAACUGCUGAAUUUCUUACUCUCUGUGGAAAACAAUCUCCCCCUUCCUUCUCUCUCCCUCCCUCCGUGGGCUCCGCGUGUCGGGAGGCGCCGGCGGCCCCGGAAUCAGCGGGGCCGUGCUGGGAGUUGUUCUGAUGAGGGAACUCUUGCUGGCUGAAGGAAUCCCUCCGUGCAGCUCCCUCGAGGGGACACGUCCAGCGCUGCCUGAGGGACGUCUGUGUGACCCAGCAGCGUUCGGUCACGCUGGAAACGCCACGGGAACGAACGUUCUGGAGAAGGAAACCCCUCUGAGGAUCACCAGCUCUUCCCAGACCUGUCCAGGCUCAGUUGUCCACAGGGUGGGGGGAAGAGAGAGGCAGGGCAGAGCGAUUUUUUUAUAACUUGUAUUGUCCUUGCUUUUUUACAAAAGACUAUUUAAAUUUUCUACUCGUUUACAAUUUCCGUAGGAAGAGAUGGGUUUUAAAAGCAGCUAUCUAGAUAAUAUUCAGCCAUUUAUUUUUUAGAGUCAUGUACAAAAGCUGAGAUUGCCUGUUCCUGAUCUAUUUAAAGGAAAAAGAUUAUCAUAGAAAAGCUGAAUUUGUCACCCAGGCAGGAAUGUACAGCCCGUUGUCACAGCCAGAGCUGAGCCUGUUUACAAAGCCCAGCAGCUGAGGCCAGGAGGACCAGAGGAGUUUAUUCAAGGAUUCCCCACCUUCCUCGUGAUGUCACGGUUUGGGGAGGAUCCUCUGCGCUGAGCAAGAAUCCGGAGAUGGCUGGGAGAAGUUGAGGCAGGAGCUGCCCCCAGAUGGGGAAAAACGAGGAUGUGGCAGCUGGAAGCCCACGGAGUUCCUUGAGGAGGAGACGGGAUCCGCAGUUCAGGGAUCUUGGUUACGGAUCCACCUCUGCUGUGGCUGUUUUCAUCCCCUGCUGCAGAUUCACGGUGGAGAAUUCUCAGUUUGGGCUUUUUCUGUGUGUGGCAAGGAUCCACUGGGAUACCCUGGAGGCAGAAUUGGAGGAUGGUGCUGGAGAUCUUCUGGAGCAUCUCCCGAGGAGAUUGAUCCAGCACGAGGAAACCCUGCUGGCGUGCAAACCUACCUCAGUAAUUGCUGCAGAUCACUGCUGGGAAAUGAAUCCUUAUUUUUGCAUUGUCCUUCCAUAAUUCCCUCCCUGACCUGGCGGAGCCUUGUUGAGCAGCCUUUGUGCACCAACCUCGAGGGCAGGGCCGGGGCAGGAGCUGCUCCACAAUUAACUCAUUUUAAUUGCAGCUGAUGACACAGCGGCAGAGCUGUAACCUGUGUGCUGUGGAAUCAAAGGCUGCCCCGGGAGCUCCCAGACAGAUUUAUCCCAAAUCCAGCGGCUCGGAGGAGAAGACAAAAGGAGCCCAGCGUGGAAUAACAAAGCUCUUUGUUGUGGGCCCGGGAGGGAGGUGCUGCAGGCAGGGCCCUGGGGCAGAGCAGGCUCUGCUGGGCCUGUUUGCUCAGCAAACAGCCCCGGGGCCCGGGGGUACCUGUCCAGCUCUGCAAAAUCCUUUGGGCUGACUUCAACC